Molecule: messenger RNA, 1307 nt
Organism: Saimiri boliviensis boliviensis (Bolivian squirrel monkey)
Lineage: Eukaryota; Metazoa; Chordata; Mammalia; Primates; Cebidae
Gene: ECHDC2
Product: enoyl-CoA hydratase domain containing 2
Biological process (GO): fatty acid beta-oxidation
Cellular component (GO): mitochondrion
Molecular function (GO): catalytic activity
Source: RefSeq, a predicted model, not a curated record
AGCACCUGGCGAAGGCUUAGCCCGCCGCCGGAACUGCGAGCUUUCAGCAGGAGCCCAGACGGUGCCGGCCCGAGAAACACCUUCCCUCCAAUCUACAGCCCGGAUGCUGCGCGUCCUGUGCCUCCUGCGCCCCUGGAGGCCCCUUUGGGCCCGCGGCUGCGCUUCCGAAGGGGCGGCCGGGGGCGCCGAGAUCCAAGUGCGCGCCCUGGCGGGUUCCGACCAAGGAAUCACUGAGAUUCUAAUGAACAGACCUCAUGCCCGCAACGCCUUGGGAAACGUCUUCGUCAGUGAGCUGCUGGAAGCUCUGGCCCAGCUGCGGGAGGACCGGCAAGUGCGUGUCCUGCUCUUCAGAAGUGGAGUGAAGGGUGUAUUCUGUGCAGGUGCAGACCUGAAGGAGCGGGAACAGAUGAGUGAAGCAGAAGUGGGGGUGUUUGUCCAGCGACUCCGGGGCCUGAUGAAUGACAUAGCAGCCUUCCCUUCACCCACCAUUGCAGCUAUGGAUGGGUUUGCCUUGGGCGGAGGCCUGGAGCUUGCCCUGGCAUGUGACCUCCGAGUGGCAGCUUCCUCGGCCGUCUUGGGACUGAUUGAGACUACUCGAGGGCUCCUCCCAGGGGCAGGAGGGACUCAGAGGCUGCCACGCUGCCUGGGGGUGGCCCUGGCGAAGGAGCUCAUCUUCACCGGUCGACGACUGAGUGGAACUCAGGCCCACGCACUGGGGCUGGUGAAUCACACUGUGGCCCAGAAUGAGGAGGGUGACGCUGCCUACCACCGGGCACGAGCACUGGCCCAGGAGAUCCUGCCCCAGGCCCCCAUUGCUGUGCGGCUGGGCAAGGUAGCCAUUGACCGAGGAAUGGAGGUGGACAUUGCCUCAGGGAUGGCCAUUGAAGGGAUAUGCUAUGCCCAGGUGAGUAAAAAAUGCUAAUCUCCAGGUUAACAGAUAUCCAAAAUACUGCUAAGGGGUCCUGCGACUUGGUGAACCUGGAUUCAAAGCCAUAUUUCUUGCUGCAAAGAAUUUCUACUGCACAGCCUCAUGUCAGACCACUGCAGAAGGCAGUGAGUUCUCUGGUGGCAUGAGAGCAGUGUGCAAGUGGAGGCUAAUGCUGAUGGCAUGCAGAGAAUACAAAGGCUGGACUGUCUUCCCCAGGAGACAAAGCAGACAUGGAGGCUUAUAUCUUUACAUGGCUCAAGACCAGAGUCCAGAGACAAUGGAAACACCUGGACCCCGGCUUUGUCAUAGGCUGGACAAGCUUACGCAACUCUUUUUGGGCCUCUGACCCUGCUCCCCCAAAACUAGUAUUCUGUACCUU